Rhodamnia argentea is the source of this 737-nucleotide messenger RNA. RefSeq lists its product as uncharacterized. The transcript is spliced from 4 exons. The coding region runs from base 217 to 585 and encodes 122 amino acids. NCBI's taxonomy places the organism in Eukaryota, Viridiplantae, Streptophyta, Magnoliopsida, Myrtales, Myrtaceae. The record is from RefSeq and is a predicted model, not a curated record.
UCGUUCUCGCCCAGUUUCCAUAGCUGGAUCUCUUCUCGCUUCUUGAAAACUUCAUACUGGAGCUUCAUCUUCUACCACAUGCCUCCCUUUCACUUCCUACUUUUGGAGGUCCGAAGUUUCUAUUCGUGUUGUGUGUUCGUUAAGCUCUUCAGAAGGCACGCCACGUGUUUGAUUAGAUGCUCUUGAGGAAAAUUUCGUAGUAUUAGAUCAUCGAAGAUGAUGGUCUAUGAAGGGUUCAAGGAAAUUCUCAAGAUUCAGAAGUUCAGGAGGUUCGUGGGGUACUCUGUGUUCUAUUGCUUCACAGCCGCCUUGAGCUAUGCUUAUACCAACAACACUACUAGAGCUGGAUAUUCUAGAGGAGACCAAUAUUAUGCGGCUUACCCGGCCGGAACUGAGUUGUUGGGUGAUUCUGAUAAGUUGUACAAAGCUGCUCUUGGCAAUUGCUUUGAAGCGGAAGAGUGGGGUCCCAUCGAGUUCUGCAUCAUGUCCAAGCACUUCGAGCGCCAAGGAAAAGCGCCGUAUGCAUAUCAUGCUCAAUAUGCGGCACACCUUCUCUCCCUUGGACAACUAGAUGGAUCUGGAUAGAGGGAAAAUGCUGAUGCUGCAAGAUUUAUUUGUUGGACUGUGUAAAGAUGAAAUUGCGGGAUAUAGGGAACAUCUUCCUGUUUGGAUUUGCUAAAAAUUAUAAAACCAAGAGCCCGUGGCUUCUUUUAUAGUUCGCAUGCUAUGUGUUAUUC